Molecule: messenger RNA, 1473 nt
Organism: Aspergillus nidulans FGSC A4
Lineage: Eukaryota; Fungi; Ascomycota; Eurotiomycetes; Eurotiales; Aspergillaceae
Exons: 1
Coding region: 1-1473 (490 amino acids)
Molecular function (GO): nucleic acid binding
Source: RefSeq, a predicted model, not a curated record
AUGCGUCCCACCCUUCGUCUUGCAGGAAGCUCCGGAAAUAAAACCGUCUCCAACAUAUUCAAUCAACAAGCAUCGUCAGCAUCCCCAUUCCCAUGGCUCUCAACCCUCAAAUCAAAACAGUUGCAACACCUAGCUCAUAAAACCGGCCUUCCCAGCUCGGGCACCAAAACUGUUCUCAUAGAGAGUCUGGAGCGGGGAUUAAGGCUCUGGCAAGAACAGGAUGAAAAAUUGUUUCAGGGCAAUGGAGAGCCAGAAAAUGUUGGCCUGACGAAGUUAAACGGAGAUGGGGAUUUGCAUGAAAAGUACAAAGAGCUGAGAAUCCUCAGCAUCGAUAUGGGAAUUCGAAAUCUGGCAUUUGCUGUUCUGAAUGUGCGUGGGCUCAAUGAUGGCUUAAGAUUUGGGUCUAGGCUGGGUCUCCUAACUGAGAAAUUGGAGAAGCCCAGCCGAGGAAGGAGUAUGGCAAAGGCUGCCCAAGGUCUCGAUGGUGAGGGCGAAGGUAAUGGUGAAGGUGAUAAUGAUGAUGCCGGUGCAGUUCAAGUCAGCUUAGAGGCCUGGCGACGAGUCUCUCUCCCGCUAGACCGGGGACUUUCGGUUGAGGAGUUCAGCCGCUAUCUUGACACUCCUUAUUCUGCCUUUCCUUCAACUUUGGCAUUAACGUCUCUACCUAAUCCUGAUAUUAAAUCUUCGGAUACCAAUGAGGCCGCCUCGACUGCUUCGCCAACCGAAAAAGGGGGAAAGGGAGAUAAAACCCCCUUUUCCCUCCCUAUUUACGCCACUCAUGCACACAGCAUUGUAUCCGCUCUCCUAGCCCGGUAUAAGCCCACGCACGUUCUCAUCGAACGCCAGCGUUUCCGUUCUGGCGGAGGGUCUGCGGUGCAGGAGUGGAGUCUGCGUGUUGGUGUAUUCGAGGGGAUGCUCUGGGCUACGCUGCAUUCUUUACGGAUGAACCAAACUCAGGUUCAAAACCAAUCUGAACAGCAUAGGGUAGCACCAAGAAUUAUUUCCAUCGACCCGGCCAGGGUAGGGAGGUUUUGGGCGCCUCCUACAUCUUCUCCUUAUGGCUGCGGCGUCCGUUCCGCAGCUGCAGCUGGCUCUGACAAAAGCAAAAUGAAGAAGAAGAAUACAAGUGACAGUCGCCAAGGCAAGAAACUAAAAAUCGACCUCGUCGGGUCAUGGCUGGAACGAGGCAUUUUCUUGAAUGGUCACGGCCCCACCGUCCAACUCUGGAUAGACGCUUACAUGUCGAAGUGGAAGAAGACGCCGAAACCGAGACUAAGGACGAAGGCCAGAUCAUCGGAUUCAGACUCUAGCUCAGGGUGCGGUACACGUGCGGAUGCAAGUCCAGUUGAGACUGGUAUUGACAUUGCCAAACUUGACGAUAUGGCCGACUGCCUCGUGCAGGGCAUGACGUGGCUCGAGUGGGAGAGAAUGAAAGAAAGAAUUGUGCGGGAAGGUAUUGGAGGUGUUGUCUAG